Messenger RNA from Patella vulgata (common limpet), 3262 nucleotides. RefSeq lists its product as uncharacterized. Lineage: Eukaryota; Metazoa; Mollusca; Gastropoda; Patellidae. The transcript has 12 exons. The record is from RefSeq and is a predicted model, not a curated record. Gene Ontology annotation, molecular function: protein binding. Bases 53 to 1246 code for a protein of 397 amino acids.
CUUAAAAUACUUCCAUAUAUAACAGUUGAUUUUUGUUUACUUGGAUAAACAUAUGAUGAUGUCUUCCGACAAGAUUUUCAUAUUUCUCUUUGUUGCAAGUCAAGUUAUCUGUAUAUUUGGUGCCGUUAAUGUUGCUAUUAAUAAACCAACACGACAGAGUACGAUUAAUCUUGGUGUCAAUACUUCAAGUUGGGCUGGCUUAACAGCGUGGUGGUGUAUAGAUUUACUACAUGAGUUUCAUAUCAACACCGUUAGAAUAUUGGAGAGAGCUCAUGGUGGAAGACAUGAACUGAGUGAUGGAUUUGAGAUGAGAAUAAGUUCUAGUGGUCAGUGUGAUAAAGCAGGAUUUACAGCAGCUACUCCCUGUUUUAAAGAUAGCGCAUCAACAACAGAUUCAGUAUAUACCAUCGAGAGAUGCAAUCAUCCAGCAAUACCAUCAUUAUCCGCUAGAUAUAUUUUUAUAUCUGUUAAACGCACUGAUGCAAGAUUGGAUAUCUGUGAGGUUCAAGUAUUUGCAGAUGACUGUCCGGAUGGUUUCUAUGGUAGCAACUGUAACAUACGAUGUCCCACAUCCUGUCUGAACAACACAUGUGAUAAGAUAGGAGGAUCAUGUUCUAAUGGUUGUCAUGGUGAUCACUAUGGUAAAAGAUGCCAGUCUAUUUGUAGUAGCCAUUGUAAGGAUGGUAAAUGUGAUGACAGGAUAGGACGAUGUUUUGGAUGUAAGGAUGGUUACUACGGUGAUGUGUGUGAAGAAUCCUGCUUUACCUGUAAUGGUACAUGUCGACAAGUAGAUGGUGUUUGCUUGAUUGGCUGUAGGGAUGGAUAUUGGGGAUCCAAUGGGCUGUGCUUACAGACAUGUUCUAGUUGUACUUCCGGUGGAUGUCGAAUAGCAGAUGGCGAUUGUAAUAAUGCGCGGAAAGAUAGUUUGACCAAGAAUUCAUUCAUUACACCGACAAUUAAUACGACUGAUGAUGGAGAUAUUGUAUAUACCAUAGCUGUUAAGACAGGUAACAGAGCAAAUGCCGGCACAAAUGCUAGAGUACAUGUACAAAUUAUUGGAACCACUAGUCAAACCGGCCUUAUUCGUAUUGAUGACUUGAAAAGGAAUGAUUUUGAACAAGGGUCGACAGAUGUUUUUGAGCGAAAAGCUAAUGAUGUCGGGGAAAUCAAACAAGUUCUUUUAAAACGUGACAACAACGGUGUAAAUCCAAGUUGGUAUGUUGAAAAUUUGAUUCCAAGAUUGUAGCAAAGGCAACCUGCGAUGACGAUAUGUAUUUCUACGCGGAUGGUGUUUUAAUGGCAAACCCCAGUAAUUGGGGAAUUGAAGUAGAAAUAGACCUUCCUGACAACACGAUAGUUAUUGGAGUACAUUGUGUGGACAUAGGAGGCUUCGGUGGUAUCUACGUUACUUUCACUUUAAAUCAAACUUAUACAACGGACUCAUCAUGGAAAUGUUCAGCAAAAUUUGAAGAAAACUGGAGUACACCGGGUUUUGAGGACGGAAAGUGGAAUGCUGCUUUUAGUACUUACGAACCACAUCACAAGCGAACCAAUUGGAUAUGGACAUCUGAGUUUCAUGAAGGAGACAAAAACGUAUAUUGUAGGAAAAAAAUAAAAGUUGAACCAAUAAUAAGAACAAUAACAUCUGAUGCUGUUGACAACAUAAUAGAUGAAAACUCCAGCGUUACUAUUAACUGUUUGGUUGAAAGUAUCCCAGUGGCGCAUGUAUCCUGGUCCAGAUCACAACAAGGGGGACAACUCUAUUCUGGUAGUCAUAUACCAUACCUAAAGCUAGUUGUAAACAUACAGAUAACUAUACCUGUACAGCUAGUAAUAAUAUUGGUCAACCUGUAUCUAAAACUAUUCCACUCAUUGUUAGAUGUACCCCAGUUGUUAUGACUACCCAGACUAUAGUUAUUAUAACUAUGGAUGUUAUAGUUGUACCACGUGGAGAAACGGGUAUAAUAUCAGUCAACGUUUUAGCUUAUCCACUUCCGGUAUUCACCUGGUAUUAUCACCAAAAAGAUGGCAGUCACCAACCAGUUACCAUGGUUACAGGUAGAAGAAGUAAACAAACAGAUGAUGGUCUAUAAUCAACAUUAACUAUACACGAUAUUAGAUACGAAAAUGGGGGCAUUUAUACAGUUAAAAUUACCAAUAGUCUGGGUGCCACCUCCAAGACGUACACACUAUCUGUGAUCUCUAACGAAGACGCUGUAAAGGAAGCUGUCGAUGACAAGCUAGGAGUUGAUAUAGCUAUAGCUAUAGGUGUUGGUAUUGGUCUGGUUGUUAUUUGUUAUUAUAUGGUGUAUCAAGAAGAGAAGGGAUGCCAUCAUGUCAAAUGAUGGACACGGUGUUAAUGACACAGUAAGCUCCCAGUCCAGAGAUAUUACCACCAGAUAUUGUAAUAGUCCUGUAGACACUGGUGAUUCUGGAAAAUAUGUAAACACUCUAUAUACCUCUACUUCCUCCGACUACGAAGGACUGGAUGAACUUACUAUGGACCAUGGACCGAACAUCUAUCUACCACUCACGAACAAGAGACAGGGUCAUUGAGUCUUAUCUCAAUACACACAACCACAUGGUCAAACUUACGAAAUGACUGGAUGAACAAACUAUGGACAAACAACAAAUCUUUCGGACCUUCUUCAACUAAAGAAUGGAACAAAUUGGAUCUCGAUAUCUGAAUUUCGCCGUUUUAAAUGGCAGAAGAGAGAAUCAGAUCAUACAUAGAAGACCUUCUACAUAAAUGGACAUAAAUUGUAACGACACUGGCAGCUACAGUCAUCGAUUUGAAGAUUCUGAACAUUUUCUCCACUGGUGCCCACUAUAUUCAGAUGCACGAAAAAACACAAUGAAUCUUUACCAUUAUAUCAGCAAUCAAUGGCUUCUAUUGGGUAUAAAUAAUCAGACUACAACUAAUCAUGUCUUUAAAAUAGUACAUUAAUACUUUCAUGUCGCCAGAUGUUUCAAAAUCUGAGGAUUUUUCUCUUCUGAUCAAUUUGUAAUCAUGUUAUAAAAUAGCCUCUUCAUUUUUAUUUUCUUAUAAAUAGUGUAUACAGUUGAUUUUUUAUAUGCUUUUUUUAGUUUCCCAUUAUUUUAUAAUAUUUUUUAUAAUAUAUUUGAUAUUCCGUGUAUGAGGUAAUGGGUGAUGCAUGUUCCCUGAUCCCUUUUCAUCAAAUUGAAAUAAAAUAUUGUUUUCACAAAGAAAGAAAUAGAAAGAAAAAACAACCCAACAUUUGUCAACAAGUUACACAAGGAC